Molecule: messenger RNA, 670 nt
Organism: Diceros bicornis minor
Lineage: Eukaryota; Metazoa; Chordata; Mammalia; Perissodactyla; Rhinocerotidae
Product: cytochrome c oxidase subunit 5A, mitochondrial
Exons: 5
Coding region: 36-494 (152 amino acids)
Biological process (GO): mitochondrial electron transport, cytochrome c to oxygen
Cellular component (GO): mitochondrial inner membrane
Source: RefSeq, a predicted model, not a curated record
UCUUCAGCCUUAGCCUGCGCGCCGCCAUCGCCGUCAUGCUGGGCGCCGCUCUCCGCCGCUGCGCGGUAGCAGCAGCCGCAGCCGCCCGGGCCAGCCCUCGAGGCCUCCAGCAGUCCGCCCCGGCCCCCGGCUUCGCCGCCGCUAUCCAGUCAGUUCGCUGCUACUCCCAUGGGUCACAUGAGACAGAUGAGGAGUUUGAUGCUCGCUGGGUGACAUACUUCAACAAGCCAGAUAUUGAUGCCUGGGAAUUGCGUAAAGGGAUGAACACACUUGUUGGCUAUGAUCUGGUUCCAGAACCCAAAAUCAUUGACGCUGCUUUGCGGGCAUGCAGACGGUUAAAUGAUUUUGCUAGUGCAGUUCGCAUCCUAGAGGUUGUUAAGGACAAAGCAGGACCUCAUAAGGAAAUAUACCCCUAUGUCAUCCAGGAACUUAGACCAACUUUAAAUGAACUGGGAAUCUCCACUCCAGAGGAACUGGGCCUUGACAAAGUGUAAACCCCAUGGAUGGGCUUCCCAAGGAUUUAUUGAUAAUGCUACUUGAUUGUAAACAGUCACCUGGAAAUACUGAUGAUAACAUAUUACCUUAUUUGAACAAGUUUUCCUUUAUUGAGUACCAAACCAGGUAAUGGUAACUUGUACUUUAAUAAAAGGGAAAUGAGUUUGAACUGAAA